Molecule: messenger RNA, 4017 nt
Organism: Helicoverpa zea (corn earworm)
Lineage: Eukaryota; Metazoa; Arthropoda; Insecta; Lepidoptera; Noctuidae
Gene: hrm
Product: monocarboxylate transporter 12
Exons: 8
Coding region: 364-2400 (678 amino acids)
Biological process (GO): transmembrane transport; monocarboxylic acid transport
Molecular function (GO): monocarboxylic acid transmembrane transporter activity
Source: RefSeq, a predicted model, not a curated record
UCGUUCAUUUCAUUCCUCGUAAAAUGAUGGGAGAUGACGGGUGUCUGUCGUAAUUUCACAAAAAUACCCAUUUUUUUUCAACUAUUUUAGUUACGAUAACAUUUUGUGACAAGACUGUGAGUUCGCGUGUGUGUCUGUGUUCGACUUGUGUGUUUUUAUUCAUUUAGAACUACGUUUUUUCGUCGUAUUCGCUGCUCAACGUUAUUUGAUCAAAGCCAGCCAAUAAAUAAGACUGAUAAACUACAUAGAAUUAUGUAGACACGUAUACAAAAGAAAAAUAUAGUUUUAACAUUCCAGUGUACGAGUUGGUACACUUUAUAGUAUGACAACUGGCAGCCAUAUUGCGUAGCGAGAAAACCCAAGAUGGCGACUCCUGUCAAAAGUGUUAAGGAGGAGAAUGAGGGAGAUGAAGCGAAUGAAAAGCUUCUAGAAGAGAAUCAGGUGUUGAUUGUACCGGCUCAGCAGAAUCAAGAUGGCGGACUUGUGGCUGUCAAAUCUUCGAAGAAAGUUAAGUUACCGGAAGACUCCAAUGCGGUGGGCGGAGGCCGGUUCACUAUCGGUCCUGCGCCGGAACGCGACUGGGAGAUGGUACCACCUGAUGGCAAAUGGGGAUGGUGUGUACUCGUAGGUGCAACACUAGUGAACAUCCUAAUACCUGGCACUAUCAAGUCUUUCGGCGUCUUAUUGGUGGAGUUCAACGAUGUGUUCCAGUCUAGUGCAUCUGCGUCGUCAGGAAUUGUCGCUCUGUGCUACUUCUUGUACAGUAGUUUGGGACCUCUAUCAUCGAUCCUAUCGGUGAAGUGGUCGUAUAGAACAGUGACGCUGAUCGGCGGCAGUUUCGCGGCGUUCGGCAUGAUAUUCAGUAGUUGCGCCUUUUCUAUCACCUAUUUGUAUUUUAGUUUCGGCGCGAUGGUAGGCACAGGCGCUGGUCUAGCCUUCCCUCCUACAGUCUACAUAGUGACGUCAUACUUCGUUCGUCUGAGAGGGCUUGCUAACGGCAUCUGUAUGUCUGGGAGCGCCUUUGGAAGUAUUAUACUGCCGCCCGUGUUGAGGUACCUGCUUGAAGAGUAUGGUUAUAAGGGUGCAGUCCUAAUUCUGGGUGGUAUUAUGCUCAACGUCUGGGCAGCAGCAUUGCUCUUCCAGCCAGUGGAAGAACACAUGGUGAGGAAGUACAAGGAGCCGGAAGAAGACGAGGACGGUCCACAGCUGGAACCGUUCAUAGAAGAAGAUGGCGAGCUAGAAGAUUCUGAGAACCCCAAACUAACAUUCACCCCCGAAGACCCCUCACCGACACCCACAGCCGAAAAGCACCCCAACGGAUCACCCCCAAUCUUCAAAAACGACUCCAACGUGAACCUGGACGACCCCAAAGAUUUUGCAAGAUCCGCUAGCGCUGUUCAGGUAGCUUUAAGUCGAAAAACUGGUUCCUCAAGACAUGGGUUACAAAAUAUCUCUAGUAAGAAUCACUUACCUUCUAAUCCAUCGUUAUUAGAAUCAGUCCCAGAAGGAAAGGGGAGUCGUGUUAACUCUCAAGAAGCGUUUGGCAAGAAAUUAGGAGUCCCUAAGACUCCUAAAAGAAGUCCUUCUACUUCCAGUUUUCAGUACAUGUCGACUCCUUUUCAUGGGUCCACUUUAUCAGCUUUUGAGAAACCCAGUGAAUUUGCGUCUCAAUUUAGCUUAAAAUCUGUCACGGAUAGCUUAGCACCUAUAAGUUACUGCUGCGGUUGCAAAAAGCGAUCGAAAGAAGACGAUUCUAAGAAAGAACCAAGCAAAUACUUUGAUAUAAACUUACUAAAAGACCCUAUUUAUUUGGUAAUAUUAAUAUCGAACUGUACUUCAGCGAUUUCGUACACGAAUUUCAUCAUUUUAGUUCCGUCGUACGCUAAAGAAUGUGGUUUCGAUAAAUCACUAGGCGCGUAUCUUCUAUCAAUCAUUUCUGCGCUAGACUUAGUUGGAAGAAUCGGUGGUUCAGCACUAUCAGACGUAGUUUUAACACCGAAACGAUACUUCUUCAUAUUCGGUCUUUUACUAUCUGGCAUUAGUCUUUCCAUGAUUCCUUUAGUCAGAAGUUAUUCCGCAAUUUCGGUCUUUUGCUCGAUUUUUGGUCUUGCUUCGGGUAUUAACGUGGGUGUCACAGCUCUUGUAAUGACAGAAAUGCUUGGUACGGAAAGACUAAUGUCUUCUUACGGAAUUAGUCUUUUUGUCAACGGUAUUUUGCAGUUGAUCGGACCGCCAAUUUGCGGGUUCUGGUUUGAGUAUACGCAGUCUUAUAAAUCCUUGUUUGUUACGCUAGGAUUCGUGCUAGUAUUUGGGGCUGCUCUGUGGGGUUUUGUGCCGUUUAUUCAUAGAAGAAGGAGGUUGGCAGCGAAUAAAAAUAAGCAAGGGGUAGGUAAAGCGUAAUUUUAAGUUUUUUGUGUCGCUUACUCUUUGAUGAAGCUCGAUUUUUUUUUGGAAAAAUAUUUAUGUAACAAUUUUCUUUACAUUAUUCUUUAAAGAAUAAUUAUUAUCAAUCACAAUUUUCUACAGUUACGUAGUUAAAUAAAUAACCAAAUAGAAUAACAACUUCUCUAUUUAUAAUGUAUUAUUUACAAAAUAACUAUUUUAAACCAACCUUUUAUUUUGUAAAGCAAUUUGGUUGAUUAUUUUGUAUAAUUCUCGUUUAAAGUAUUGAAAUAACGAAUAUGGUUCAUAAAAAGAGUUUGUGACACAAAAAAACAAAAUGGCGGAUAUGUCAAAGGAUAAAAUUGCCCAAUGCAUCUUAGUUUUCUUAUAGUGUAUUCCUGCAAGUAUUAUUCCUUGUAAUAUAAUAACGCUCCUUGUAAAGCACUGGUACUCUGCUACAUCCGGUUAGACUGGAAGCCGACCCCAACAUGGUUGGGAAAAAGGCUCGGAGGAUGAUAGUUGCUAAAAACGAGAAACCAUUUUAGUGUUAGAGAAAAAAUGAUAAUCCCACGACGGAUCACAUGACCUACAGAAAUACACAAAAAUCAUCAAUUUUACCUCUUAACCAUCAAUCGAUAUAUUAAAAUAUUUUUUGAAUUGUUUUUUUUGCUAUAGUUAAGAUGUAUUGGGCAGCAAGACAAAAAUACCGCUGUAAAAUUAAAAAAGGGUAUAUUUUUUAUAAUUAAGAUAAUAUUAAAUAGUGGCUGGUUACUUCCAAAUAGUAUUUAGUCUUUAUAUAAAAACUAUAUUAAGUAAAUCGUUCCUCAAUCUUCAUUUAACCGACUUCAUAAAAUGACAGGUUGUAAUUUCAACGAAAAAUUCAGCUUCAUACAUUAACACCAAUAAUUAAAAAAAACAAUUUAGUUAAGGCUUUCACAGUAAAACUGGUGUACCAAUUUCGAAGAAUUUAGAUUUGAAAAUAGUAUGCCAGUCGUUACGGGUAGUCAGAAGCCAGUAAGUUUGACAACCAGUCUUACCAAGGGGUAUUGGGUUGCCCGGGUAACUGGGUUGCGGAGAUCAGAUAGGCAGUCGCUCCUUGUAAAACACUGGUACUUUUUCGUAAUCAAUACAUAUAAAGAACUUGUUAUAUACGAAUAGAACGUUGAACCAAUUGAAAAUCAGUUGUUUUUCAGUCACAAAAUAAUUUAUUCAAUAGCAAAUUUUACAUUUUUAAUACAUUUAAUUUUAUUUCCGUACCAUAUUCUUAAACAUCAAUGAUUACUUAAUUAUUAUUUUUUAUUUUAAUACUUAUUCGUAGAAUAAUCUAUUUUUCAUAUUUUCAUGUCUUCAUCACAAUUUUAUACGAACCAUAAGAAACAGUUAUGUGUCAAAAAUUUAUAUAAUAGUUAUUCUUAUGUCAUUUUUACUACUAAUAUAAACUUGCAAGAGUUUUUUAGCGAUUAUUUCAGGAACCACUAGGCCGAUUUAGAACUCAAAUGUCGAAUUAUCGAGGAAGGUUAUUUUUUAUCCGGGUGCGCGAAGUAGUUCUCACGGGACACGGAGGCAACCACUAGCGGUAGUUAAAGUACGAAUAUUAAAAACAUACUAGAAUCCUUCUAAAUCACAAUAAAAUCA